AAGGAGUAUUCGGGUUACAUUUAUGGGCCUUCUAAAACCCACUCGGACCCAAAUUAGUUCCCGAGGGAAAGCGUUCUUCAAUUCCAGAGCUGGAGCUUCAUUUCGGAGUAACACUGCAAAGUACAAACAUCAAACACCUUCUCUGCACACAAAAUCUAGAAACCAGAAAGAGAAUCGAAGAUGCAGAGGUUCAAAGCUCUGCUUCCGCAAACUAGGUUCUCACUUCGCACUCUCUGUUCUCAUCGUCGAACAUUCUCUGCUCAACCAAAUUAUGCAGAGCACCACGACGACGAUUCUCAGCAACAGAUUUUAGUCGAAGGAAGAGCGAAAUCGCGAGCCGCUAUUCUCAACAGGCCGUCUUCGCUGAACUCGCUCACUGCUUCAAUGGUUGCUCGAUUGAAGAGGCUGUAUGAUUCCUGGGAAGAGAACUCUGAUAUUGGUUUUGUUUUGAUGAAGGGUAGUGGUAGAGCUUUUUGUUCUGGUGCCGAUGUUGUUAGGCUGUAUCACUCACUCAAUGAAGGAAAUACUGACGAAGCUGAACAAUUUUUCAAAACAUUAUAUUCAUUUGUAUAUCUUCAAGGGACAUAUCUUAAACCACACGUUUCCAUUUUGGAUGGAAUAACAAUGGGAUGUGGAUCUGGAAUUUCUCUACCAGGGAUGUUCCGCGUGGUAACUGAUAAAACUGUUUUUUCUCACCCAGAGGCUCAAAUAGGUUUCCACCCAGAUGCUGGAGCUUCUUAUAUUUUGUCUCGUCUACCUGGCUACUUGGGGGAAUACUUGGCCCUUACAGGAGAUAAGCUUAAUGGUGUUGAAAUGAUUGCCUGCCGCCUUGCUACUCACUAUUCACUAAAUGCAAGGCUUUCUUUGCUUGAAGAACGCCUUGGUAAACUGAUCACAGAUGAACCUUCUGUUGUGGAGGCAUCCCUUGCACAGUAUGGUGAUCUUGUUUAUCCAGAUAGGAGCAGUAUCCUUCACAGGAUUGACACUAUUGAUAGAUGUUUCAGUCACGAAACUGUGGAGGAAAUUAUCGAAGCUUUGGAGAAAGAGGCUGCCGAGUCUUAUGACGAAUGGUGCUCGACUACUCUAAGGAAAAUAAAAGAAGCCUCCCCUUUGAGUUUGAAAGUUAUUUUACGAUCUAUACGUGAAGGUAGAUUUGAAACUCUUGAUAAAUGUCUUGUACGUGAGUACCGCAUGUCCCUACGUGGAAUUUCUAAGCAUGUCUCCUCUGACUUUUUCGAAGGUGUUCGAGCACGAAUGGUUGAUAAAGAUUUUGCACCCAAGUGGGAUCCACCUAGCUUAAAAGAAGUACCAGAGGACAUGGUUGAAUACUAUUUCUCUCCAUUAAGCGAAGUUCAGUCUGAACUAGUGCUGCCAACAGCUUUGCGAGAACCUUACAUGUGAAAAUAGCAUACCUUUAAGCAAUGCUCAUCACUAGCAAGGGUAAAACAAAUAAGUUCUAAUUUUGUUCUUAAACUCCAUUAGAAGUAUUUAACAUAGAACAUAUUUUUGUUGUAUUGGCAUAAAAGUGUAGAAUUCGCAUUUUUAUUUUUGGUAGGGUCGGCCGAAUUAUUUUCAUGAAAAUGUAUAUCAUUCAAUUUUCUUACUCA
Messenger RNA from Cajanus cajan (pigeon pea), 1607 nucleotides. RefSeq names its product ATP-dependent caseinolytic (Clp) protease/crotonase family protein. NCBI's taxonomy places the organism in Eukaryota, Viridiplantae, Streptophyta, Magnoliopsida, Fabales, Fabaceae. Gene Ontology annotation, biological process: L-valine catabolic process. The record is from RefSeq and is a predicted model, not a curated record. Gene Ontology annotation, molecular function: 3-hydroxyisobutyryl-CoA hydrolase activity.